Molecule: messenger RNA, 2096 nt
Organism: Carlito syrichta (Philippine tarsier)
Lineage: Eukaryota; Metazoa; Chordata; Mammalia; Primates; Tarsiidae
Gene: CDIP1
Product: cell death inducing p53 target 1
Exons: 6
Coding region: 161-787 (208 amino acids)
Biological process (GO): intrinsic apoptotic signaling pathway in response to DNA damage by p53 class mediator; tumor necrosis factor-mediated signaling pathway
Molecular function (GO): zinc ion binding
Source: RefSeq, a predicted model, not a curated record
AGCUGCCGAGGCGGCCGUUCUUGCUGCAGCGGCCGCCGCCGCGGGGCCGCGGAAACGCUCUGUGGAGCCCUGCCUGUCCCGUCCGUCCAGGUCAGCAGCUAAAGGAGCCUCACCUGCCUCCCUUCUCUAAGUACCAGGGAUUUGAGGAGAAGCAGUGAAGAUGUCAAACGAGCCACCUCCUCCCUACCCAGGGGGCCCCACAGCCCCGCUUCUGGAGGAGAAGAGUGGAGCCCUACCCAGCCAAGGCCGUACAUCCCCAGCUGUGAUGCAGCCCCCACCGGGCAUGCCAUUGCCCCCUGCAGACAUUGGCCCCCCACCCUAUGAGCCACCAGGUCACCCAAUGCCCCAGCCUGGCUUCAUCCCCCCCCACGUGAGUGCAGAUGGCGCCUACGUGCCUCCAGGUUUCUACCCUCCUCCAGGCUCCCACCCACCCAUGGGCUACUACUCCCCAGGGCCCUACCCCCCAGGGCCCUACCCUGGACCUGGGGGCCACACAGCCACAGUCCUGGUCCCUUCAGGGGCUGCCACCACAGUGACAGUGCUGCAAGGAGAGAUCUUUGAAGGAGCGCCUGUGCAGACAGUGUGUCCCCACUGCCAGCAGGCCAUCACCACCAAGAUAUCCUACGAGAUUGGCCUGAUGAACUUUGUGCUGGGCUUCUUCUGCUGCUUCAUGGGAUGUGACCUGGGCUGCUGCUUGAUCCCCUGCCUCAUCAACGACUUCAAGGAUGUGACACACACGUGCCCCAGCUGCAAAGCCUACAUCUACACGUACAAGCGCCUGUGCUAACGGAGCUGGGACUCGGGACUCCCCUGCCUGUUAGUCUGGCCCCCUGUGCUUUGCUCCCCACCAGUGGUCUCUUCCCUGUUCUCACAUGGGGCUGGAAGCCAUGACACUGUCCCCUGGAAGUCUUGUCCUCUUCACCUUGCCCUACCCUGAGCAUCUGACUCUUCCAGCAAAAAUUCUGUUGGAUUUAAGGCCAAGGGCUAGUGGAUGGCAGGACAGAAGGCUGGCACUGAGCUUAAGUGUUGCUGGUCUACUUGGUGUUUGUGGUCAGGAAGAUAAGCUUGGAGGGGUUUCCCACCAGAAUCUUCAUUCCUCCGUUUCUAUACAAGGUACAGGUUCAGUCCUGACUCCCUGGGACCAAAAGCAGCCAGACCAGUAGCCAGUUCUCUAGGCCUGGGGCCUGCAGUAUGACUGUGCCUAUAGCCACAGUUGUUUUUGAUCUGCAGGGCCAAGAAUGGGGGAGUUGUCUGGAGUCAGCUGGACCCAAGCAGGACAGGAUCAUAAGGCCUGGCUUUGUUUUGGGAGUACCCUGCGCCUCUGGGGUGCUAGAGGUGUGGCAUGAUGGUCGGAUGUAAUGACUGCCAACUCUGGCCCUCGGAACUCACGUGUCCAAACCACCUCUAACACCCUGUCCAAGGGCCCGAGAGCUACCUGGUGUGAGGGGGAGAGGACACUGGUUGAGUGACCGAGCCCUAGUGGCCAAGAAGGAACUUGCCUCUUAACCCCUCACCCAGCUCCCUGAAUCAGUGUGCAGACCCCCUUUCUGGCCAUGCCUCUGUGAACUCCUGUAUUGCUGGGGCCAGAAGAAAUGCCCAUCAGCCUCGCCAGUCCUGUCUCCCCCGUGUCUUUGCUGUGUGUGGGUGUGACCACCUGGUGGCUGGUAUGUCCCAGCUGGGACAGGCGCUGGCAGAGGAGGGGCUCCCUUGUGGGUGCGCUCAGGCCUGCCAUGACCUCUCCACUGGUGGAGUCUCCCCAGGAAGUGCUGGCCCUUCGUCCCAGCUAACGGGGCAUUGCUGUGCCUGCUCACACAGGAACACCCUGCACUGGGGCUGGGGACGAGGAAGGAGCAGCCAUAGUAGCGGAAGUGCCCUGGUGGACACCAGCCCUGCCCUGCCCUAGGCCCAGGCCGAAACCUAUGUUUAUUUCCUGAAUGGUUUGUUUGUGAACUUGCUCACCUGGACUGCUAUAACCUGCCGCUGUCCCUCUCCUGGUCUCGCACUGCCACUGCAUGGCCUCCUGUCACUGUGAAUUGUGGCCCAGUCUCAGUUUGUAGUUUCUCAUUAAAUUGGCCCUUUCAGUCCCCCACCCUGGA